AUGUCUCCUUCUUGUAAACUUUGUCACGGACCUCUCGCUUCUACCCCUGCUGCCAACGAAGUCCACUGUCAUGUCAACUGCCUCCCAUUCGCAUGUCCAGGUUGCGUAAAAUCCAAUAAAUCAUCAUUCACAAUCUUGAAUCUCAAAAAUCAUAUUUACGAUUAUCAUUGUUCGGAAUGUAUGGCUGAAGCUCCAAACAAACCUUUGACUUCAACCGUCAUCAAAGCACAUACCACUUCCGAUGGGCAUGCUAUCUAUUGA
Messenger RNA from Kwoniella shivajii, 261 nucleotides. RefSeq lists its product as uncharacterized. The record is from RefSeq and is a predicted model, not a curated record. The transcript is spliced from 3 exons. Lineage: Eukaryota; Fungi; Basidiomycota; Tremellomycetes; Tremellales; Cryptococcaceae. Bases 1 to 261 code for a protein of 86 amino acids.